Molecule: messenger RNA, 2150 nt
Organism: Gastrolobium bilobum
Lineage: Eukaryota; Viridiplantae; Streptophyta; Magnoliopsida; Fabales; Fabaceae
Exons: 13
Coding region: 27-1796 (589 amino acids)
Biological process (GO): attachment of GPI anchor to protein
Cellular component (GO): GPI-anchor transamidase complex
Source: RefSeq, a predicted model, not a curated record
CAAAACGUCAACCAAUUGGUGCUGCAAUGGCGGAAAUCUCAGAUUCUCCAUCAAACUCAAAACCCGCAGAUGAAAACCCACAAACCCAGAUUUCUGAAUUUGACCCGAAAACCAUGCGAAACACUAAACCCGGUGUCAAACGCCUCGUCCUCAGCAUCACUGUGCUCAUCUCAUUCAUCCUAGGUUUCCCACUUCUCUGGAAAUCCAUCGAAAUCUACCGUGCCCCGCUCCCCUUCGAACGAAUCGAGUCCUUUUCAUCACAACUCGAAUCGAAUCCACUAUUCUUCCCGUGCCAAUUUCAAGCCAUAUUCGUUAAUUUUGAUUUCAAGUUUUCUCAUGGCGAGGUCGGGGCAGCAAUUAGGAGGAAAAUGUUAGAACUGAACCCUGGCGAUUCGCGGUGCGGCGGCGAUUGCGGCGGAAAUUACUCCGUCUCCGUCGUCCUGGAUUGGGGCUCCGAAGUUAACGCGGCUGAUUUUGGCGGGAAGUUGAGGGGCAGCGACGAAGAUGCUGAUGAAUUGCUGAAGAAUGUGCUGAGUGAGUAUGGUGGAGGGAAGGUGUAUAGUGUUGUGGUGGUGAAUGGAGAGGAGGAGGUGAGGGCUGUGGUGGGGAAGUAUCGGCACGCGUGGAUUCUCGGGCGGGUUUCGGAGGAGGAGGCAGUGUUGAGUGUGGCUGAGAUCUUUGCUAAGGUGUUUGUUAAUGGUGGGAAUGAAGUCGGUGCGAUUCGCGGCGAGUUUAUGCCUGUUGGUGCUGAUGGGAAGAUUGUUCUUUCUUUCAGUUUGCUCAAUGCAGACCCUCGAGAUUGGAUAUAUGAUUGGAAUUUUCAUGAAAUUGAUGAGACUUUGUUGCAACCUGUCAUUAAGGCUUUGCAACCUAUAGCAAACAUCACUGUCGAAAGCCAGGUUUUGUACCACACACCAAAGUCUUCGUUUUCUUACUGGGAUGAUGAGCAUAGCAGCCAUAUAUUUAGUACCAAGGAUCUUCCUUUCUUUGUGAAUUCAAAUGAGUGGCACUUGGAUACUUCAAUUGCAGCAGGUGGGAGGUCAAAAGUAUUGCAACUUGCGGUAUAUAUACCAUCUGCGAAGGAGUGUCCUCUUCAGCUGGAGCUUCCAAAUGGAGAGAUCUCUAAGACUAAUGGCUUUAUAUCACCAAUGUGGGGAGGUGUUGUUGUAUGGAAUCCCCAUAGCUGUAUAAAGGAUUUUGAAAGUAAGGAUCCAGUGAGACAUAUGAUUUCUCCCCAGGAUCUCCAGAAGCUUUUUGAAGUUCUCAUGGGGCAGCUGCGGCAACUCCUUGGUCUGAAGUCUGAUAACCUUUACGUUGGUGAGUCAGGCACAUUCAUUCUCCUAGGGAGUAAAAGAGGUUUCACGGAAUGGGAGUUGGAUGUUUUGUCACGGAAGCACAUAUGCUUUAAUCUCCUUUCAUGUGCUACAACGCUUGGAUCUCUUUCUAGAUUGGUACAAUCAUUACCUAGGAUGAUUAUCAUGGAUGAAAUUGGAAAGCAGGUGAAGUUUUCUUUAGAGGCUGCAAAAUUUGCUCAAAGUAAUGCUUCUGUUGGAAUAUAUGAUGCUUCAGCUGUAUCAUCAAGGGAAUCAAGAUCUCUGGCAGAGGAUGCCUUUUUUCAUCCUUCAAUUAUGUCCAUCAGCUAUUAUUCGUUUGAGCAUUGUUUUGCCAUCUAUUCGCCAUUUUUUCUACCAGUCUCAAUGCAUGUCCUCCUAGCUGCUUUAAGAGAAUGGAAAAGAUACAAGCAAGAGAAUAGAAAGUACUUGGCAGGGAAGGCCAAAGCAAAAGUUACAUCUUAAUCCCCGUGACCUGAGAUGACUGGAUAGUUUCCAGGUAGUUGAGGUUUAGUGUGUGGUGAAGCACUUCCUCUCUCUCCCCAAUACCUCCUUCAUUGUGAAUUUUGGUGAAAAAUGACCAUUUUGACACGAUCCUUAAGGGACAUAAAUAAUUGGAACAAGACAAUGUUGACCCGGCGGCUCUUGGUUGUACCAUAGUUAUGAGUAAAUUGAGGGGAAAAAUGCACUUUACAAAAAUUCUGGAAUGUAUCUCAUUGUAUAAUCUAUGAAUGUAUCUAUAUCCAGUCUCAUUCUCCCAUCCUCUAAAACCCAUUGUGAAUGAAAGUGACGCCAUUGACUAGAUUUGUUGAAUUGUGC